Molecule: messenger RNA, 984 nt
Organism: Falco peregrinus (peregrine falcon)
Lineage: Eukaryota; Metazoa; Chordata; Aves; Falconiformes; Falconidae
Product: golgin subfamily A member 6C-like
Exons: 10
Coding region: 1-984 (327 amino acids)
Biological process (GO): Golgi organization
Cellular component (GO): Golgi cis cisterna; Golgi cisterna membrane; cis-Golgi network
Source: RefSeq, a predicted model, not a curated record
AUGGUCAAUAUAACUACAAUUACCAAUAGCAAUAUUCCUCCGCGUGUUGUGAAGUCCUGCAACCGUCUGGUGGUUCCCCGAGACUUGAAAAGAUUCCGCAACCAAUCUCCCAAAAGUUCCUGCCCAAAUCUGUCACACGGGGACCCGGCUCCUACCGCCCGGGCCCGGGCCGCGGCGGGGCGGGCGCGCUGCGACCCGCGCUCGGCGGGACCCGCUCGGCCAGGGCUGCCGCCUCCCGCCGGGCCGGCCGGGUGCGCGCGGGGCCGGCCGGGAGCGGCAGGCGCGGGCGCGCCGCGGGGCACGCUGGGAAGUGGAGUCUCCCAGCGACAGGGCCCACUGUGCCGUCAGCGCCGGGGAACAAACGUCUCCGGGAAGCUGCAGCUGAAGGAGUAUCAGCAGAAGAAGAGCCCUGGAGCAGCUGCAGCAAGUAAGGAAAACUGCAAAACUAAAGGAGACGGUCGACCUGAGACUCCCCCGGGCGAUGACCAGCAGCCUCCAGAGAACAUUCAGAACAUUCUGAAGGUGCCGGUGUCGGACCUGAAGCGCUCCAAUGGGGUAGCCAUACCCUCAUUGGACAGGAGGAAGAAAGAGCAGAGCCAGGAGGCAGUGGAUCAGCUGGAGAAGGAAAAGAAGGAGUUGGAAAAGAAAUUUUCUGAAGAGCAAGCCGCGCUGAGGGAACAGCUACGGGUUUGUAUCCAGACUAUUGGAAUUCUAGCUUCUGAGAAGCCUGAGUUGCAGGCGGCCCUUGCACAUACUCGAGAAGCUGCAGGGAAGAAAUCAGGAGAAGCCGAGAGCCUUGCUGCUCGUUUACGUUCAUCUCACCAGAGGGUAGUGGAGCUGGAACGUACUUUGGCCUCCAUCUCUCUGCAGCAGAAACAGGCAGAGAAGCGUAACGAAGAGUUAAUGAAGGAGCUAGAAGACCUGAAACAGGAGCUGUACAAACAAAGCAAAUGUAGGUUUACUGUGGAACAUCCAGACCUUUGA